Molecule: messenger RNA, 1128 nt
Organism: Drosophila novamexicana
Lineage: Eukaryota; Metazoa; Arthropoda; Insecta; Diptera; Drosophilidae
Product: epimerase family protein SDR39U1
Exons: 4
Coding region: 90-986 (298 amino acids)
Source: RefSeq, a predicted model, not a curated record
GGCAGCGCUUCUAUUUACGAAAAAAAGAAGCAGACAAAACGCUUAUAAAACAUUUUUAAGCUUUGCCAAAAUACCCGAAUCUCGCGCAAAUGUCAAAGCAUACUUUAAUAGGUGGCGGCACCGGUUUCAUUGGCAGGCAUCUGGCCAAGCACCUGGCCAAGAAGGGCUAUGAGAUCACCGUCGUUUCGCGGAUGCCCGGACCAAAACGCAUCACCUGGCAUGAGCUGGAGAAGCAGGGCAUACCCAGCAGUGUUAGUUCCGUGGUGAAUACCACCGGUCAGAAUGUGCUGGAUCCGACAAGACGCUGGACGCCCGGCUUCCAGCAGAACGUUUGGAAUUCGCGCGUCAACUCGUCCAAGACGCUGAGUAAUGCCAUCGAAGCGGCGCCACAGGUCAAGUCCUUUGUGAAUUUGUGUGGCGUCAGCCUGUACCGACCCUCGGCUACCAAGACCUACACCGAGGAAGAUCACGGCGAGAGCUACGACUACAUGUCGCGCCUGUGCCUGGCCUGGGAGGAGGCAGCACGCUCCGCUGAUACCGGAGACAAGGCCUGCAAGUGUAGCAUAGUGCGCACUGGCGCAGUUGUGGGACGUGAUGGCGGCAUGAUCAAAUCCAUAUGGCUGCCAUUCAAGCUUGGCCUGGGCGGUCCAAUGGGCGCCGGACAGCAGAUUAUGCCCUGGAUACACAUGCACGACCUGUGCAGCCUGAUCCAGCAUCUAAUUGAGAAAUGCGAGACGGGCGUCUUCAACGGCGUCGCUCCAGAGAUAGUCAGCAACAAGGGCUUCUCGCAGGCAUUCGCCAGUGCGCUGAAUCGUCCCUGUCUGUUCCCAGUGCCCGAGUUUGUUGUUCAUGCCAUCUUCGGCAAGGAGCGUGCCGCGCUCCUCUUGAGCGGCGCCAAAAUACAGCCCAAGCGAACGAUCGCCUCCGGCUACCAGUUCAAAUAUCCGGAUGUCAAGUCUGCGGUGGCCGAGGUGGUUGGCAAAUAGCCUGGAAAUAAAUGCAAAUAAGCAGAGAUUUGUAUUAGCAACUGACAUUGGCACAUUAUAGUCUGUUAUUUAGUCGAUUUUCCUUUUUUUUAUUAUAUAAAUUAAACUAGAGCAAACACGCGCCGCAAUUUGUUUUGUGCAA